UCGCUUCCCGUACUAGUGACGGUCUCUCUACCUAACGGCACUGCCUCGUGCGACCGGCCAGCUGAGAACAACCUCGCGCUCGGAAGACGAGUCGGGAUUUGAGGAAAGAGGACGACGGUUUGAUAAACCAUGCAGAUACUCGGGGUCCCGUUUUUACUGUUUUGGCUUGUCUAUGGCCACUCCUUCGCUUACAGCGGAAAAGUAAACAAGCACAAGCCAUGGAUAGAAACAUCUUACCAUGGUGUGAUCACAGAGAACAUGGACACGGUGCUGCUGGACCCUCCUCUGGUCGCUCUAGACAAGGAUGCCCCGGUCCCUUAUGCUGGGGAGAUUUGUUCCUUUAAGAUCUUUGGUCAGGAGGCUCCAUUUGAGGCAGUGGUGUUAAAUCGCACAUCAGGAGAAGGAGUCAUGAGAGCCAGUAGCCCUGUGGACUGUGAGAGCCAGAAAGAGUACACCUUUAUCAUCCAGGCCUAUGACUGUGGGGCUGGGCCCACUGGGGCUGACUGGAAGAAAUCGCACAAGGCAGUCGUUCACAUCCAGGUGGAUGACGUCAACGAGUUCAGCCCCGUGUUUAGAGAGUCACUGUACAAGGCAUCAGUAACUGAAGGCAAGAUCUACGACAGCAUUUUACAGGUGGAGGCUUGGGACCAGGACUGUUCACCACAGUACAGCCAGAUCUGCAACUAUGAAAUUGUCACCGCAGGGACGCCAUUUGCCAUAGACCGCAAUGGUAAUAUCAGAAACACAGAGCGGCUGGCUUAUGACAAAGAGCAGAGCUACAAGAUUAUAGUGUCUGCAUUUGACUGUGGUCAGAAGAAAGCCAAGGAGGAUGCAGUGGUGCAUAUUGAAGUCAAGCCAGUCUGCAAACCUGGAUGGCAAGGCUGGAACAAACGGGUGGACUAUGAGCCCGGGACUGGGAGCAAGCAACUGUUUCCCAAAAUGCAUUUGGAAACCUGUGGAGGUCCCUUGUCUGGCGUGAAGGCGAUGGUAGAGCUGCAGACAAAUCACAUCGGAAAGGGCUGUGACCGUGAAACGUACUCUGAAAAGUCUCUGCAAAAACUCUGUGGUGCAGCAUCAGGCAGCACCGACCUCCUUCCUGCCCCCAGCCCUUCCACAAACUGGACAGCGUCUCUGCUCACUGACAACGGACGAGACAGCGACCUCAUCUACAGAUUUGAUGGGCGUCAGGCUGCAAAUAUUCCAGAUCACAUGGUGCCCCAAAACCUGACGGACCAAUUUACCAUAGCUACAUGGAUGAAACAUGGGCCCAGUCCUGGACUCAGAGCUGAGAAGGAAACUUUGCUGUGCAACUCUGACAAGACAGAGAUGAACCGCCACCAUUACUCCUUGUAUGUUCACAACUGCCGCUUGGUGUUCCUGCUCAGAAGAGAUUUCACACAGAUCGACACAUUCAGACCUGCUGAGUUCCACUGGAAACUGGAGCAGAUCUGUGACAAGGAAUGGCACUAUUAUGUAAUCAAUGUAGAAUUUCCUGCGCUAACACUAUUUGUGGAUGGUGUGACCUAUGAACCCUACCUGGUGACGGAUGACUGGCCAAUCCAUGCCUCAAAGAUUGAUACACAGCUGACUGUGGGCGCCUGCUGGCAAGGCGGCGAGGUAGCGACCCCAAGGUUCACUCAGUAUUUCCAUGGCAGCCUUUCAGGUCUGACAAUCCGACCAGGCCGCAUUGAAACCCAGAAGGUUAUCUCCUGUUUGCAGGCCUGCAAAGAAGGCCUUGAUAUUAACUCCCUUGAAAGCCUAGCUAAGGACAUAAAGUUUCAUUUUAACCCAGCUCAGUCUGUGCUGGUGGUGGAAGGAGAGGAUGUGGACAGCAUCAACACUGCCAUGACAAAGGUCUCCUACAUUAACUCGCGUCAGUUUCCCACAGCAGGCCUCAGACGGCUGCACAUCUCUACUUCAGUACAGUGCUUUGGAGAGGACACUUGUAUCACCAUCCCAGAUGUCAAGGCAGUGGUUAUGGUGCUGCCACCCAGUGAACCCAGAAUCACCAUUACGGGAUCCAAUCAACUUGUCAGGCCUGCCAGUGACCUCCGCAGCCCGCUGGGUGUGGCACCUUUCAAAGAGCUCCGCAUCACCAGCACAGUGAUGAAAGGAGACAGCUUUGGCAGAAUUCAUAGACCUGGUGUGAUGGAGGUGAUGCACAACCUGGAUUACUGUGACGUGUUGGUAAUUGGGGAGGAACUGAAUCCUGAGGAAGAGAGCCUGGAGAUUCAUCACAGUGCUCUGCUGGGAAAACACCUUGAUGCCACCAACUCCACCUCUGGAAUAUCAAUAUAUGGUGUGGACUCCAUGGCCCACUAUGAGCAGGCACUGAGACAGUUGCGUUACAAGAACUGGCGACCCGCCUCUCUAACUGAGAGGAAAUUCAGGCUCACCUGCUCUGAGCUCAACGGACGUUACACCAGCAACGAGUUCAAUUUGGAGGUCAGUGUUCUUCACCGCAGUGCACCUGUGGAGCAUGUCAACCAUAUGGCUGCCCAGUCCCAGUACAUGAGGCCAGUCCAUCACCCACUCAUGAUCCACACUCCCAACUCACACGUGUCAGGAGCUGCACCUCCUGCAGCAACAGUUGUAAUUGUUGUUUGCAUUGCUGCCCUGGUGGUGAUCGUGGUGAUCGGCAUCUACAGGAUCCACGCCACACAUCAGGAAGGCUCCAGAGAUGACGAGGACGAAGUCAAAGAUCCAGAGGUGGACUGGGAGAGCUCUACACUCAACAUCACUGUCAACCCCAUGGAGGACAUAAGAGGGCCUCAGGCGUUGGGAGAAGCGGUAAGAGAAGAAGAACAUGAGGAGGAGGAAGAUGAAGAGGAUGUUGAGCUAGUGGGAGGCGUGACAAUUGCUGAGUCAGAAAACAGCGAUGAAGAGGAAGAGGAGGAAUACGAGGGGAGAAAAGAGGUUAAUGGAAGGAAGCAAGAGGGAAAAUGCGAGUGGGACAGUUCCUCUGCAACAUACUGAGCACAAACAAAAGUCUACACACACUGUCUCUCUCUCUUUAUAAACCCACACACACCUACAUACAUACAUUAAACACAUAAUCAGUGCAGGUACAGCACACACGCACAUACAUGCAAAAAGACAUAAAAAUUGCUGAUGAAAUAAUUUACAAUCUGUUGCUGGAAAAUGCGCCGAUUCCUUCCGAGUUGACAUUUUUAAAGGAAUAUUUCCCUCUGCUGGACAAAGUGAAAAAUACAGCAUCACUGGAUCAAUCACAGUCUACAGCGCUGGAAAACAUCAUGUAUGUGUACAUUAUUAUUCACAUCACACAUAUUGAUGCAGAGCAUUUAUAAAUAUAUGAAACAAGCACAGUCAUCUCAUCCCUGUAUGUGUGUAGACUCGUCUGGAGGUCCCAAAAUCUAAUCUAAACAUACAAACACAUAUUUUAUUCCAACAUCUAAUACACAUGUCCACAAGUUGCUUUUUUAUUUAUUUCUUAGGCAGACUGUCUGCAAGAUGUUGAGUUAUCAUCAGUAAGAUAUAUCCAUACAUAUAUCCAUAACUGUUUUAGAUAUGACUCCCAUGAUCUAAAGAGUAGGUGUGACAUAGCUGUGCCCUCACUCUGUGUAUAUCCUCUACUGUUAUCUUUAACUGCAGUCAGAAACUUUCCUGUCAUCUGUGUGAUCACUGUCUGUUUCUCCACAAGCAUUGCUGUGGUUCUUUAGCCUGGACACUAAGCAGAAAACAUCUCAUCAUGCACAAUUUUUCCCUUUUGUUGCAUACAGUACAAAAAAAAAGACUAACCAUUGUUUAUUCCCUACUGCCUUUCUCUAAAGUACUUCAAAGAUAAAAUUCCCAUUUUUCCAUCAGCUUGAAGGCAGAAUUGGGUAACUGGUUGUAAUUAAAAUGCUCAAACAAAAGGGAAGCUGGCUUUUAAAAAACAUCUUUGUUUGUAUCUGUUGGUGUACCAUGUCUGUUCAUUGUGAUCUAAUGGGACUUUGCUGUUAAGUAGUUCAUCACUUCAUUGUGCAAACCUCUAGAGUAUUUCCCUUUUAACCAAAAAUUACACAGAGAUGUUACCGUAUGCUUCUGAGAUCUUCUGUGUCCAUUUUUCUUUUAUUAUAUAUUGUAAAGGAGCCUUCUGUGGAACUAGAAGGCUGUCGUUCAGACAUUACGAGGUAAACCUGUUAGCUCUCUUUCCCCUUACAGUCACUAUUUCAGUCACUCCAUCAUUUCUAAUUCUCUCACAUUUCUCCACAUCUAACUCUCUCGCAGCUAAAAGGACAAGUAGUGACUUCACAUCCUAAUUACAUGCUGAUCCAGAUUUAAGUUCCAGUGUGUGACGUAGUGACACCCCCGAACUACAGUGACAGCAGACAAAAAGAAAAUAAAAAGCCAACUGGGCCAGUUAGUCACAUUUCACCUUGUGCCCCAUGUGCUCCCUCUGACCUCUGUACCAGACAGUCCUCGUGUUCACCUGUCCCUCCAUCUCUUGGCCUUGAAGCACCUGUGAUUGUGAUGUCAUCAUUGUAAAACAACUGCCUUGUUUCCUUCGUCCUCCUUUGUCAUUUUAUGUUUCUGAAAGAAAAAAAAAUCUUUUACAUAUAAAAACAAACCCUGUAAAAAUGUUUAAGACGGUUAUUUUAUAGAUCUGUUUCUUUUUCUUCUUGUAAAUUAAAUGGUCGAGAUUUCUCUUUUUCUGGUGGUCAUCCCACUGCUUUCUGUAUAUUGACCAAUAAAGAAUUGUUUUAGACUCUA
Molecule: messenger RNA, 4713 nt
Organism: Melanotaenia boesemani (Boeseman's rainbowfish)
Lineage: Eukaryota; Metazoa; Chordata; Actinopteri; Atheriniformes; Melanotaeniidae
Gene: clstn2a
Product: calsyntenin 2a
Exons: 18
Coding region: 130-2976 (948 amino acids)
Biological process (GO): positive regulation of synaptic transmission; homophilic cell-cell adhesion; positive regulation of synapse assembly
Cellular component (GO): cell surface; postsynaptic membrane
Molecular function (GO): kinesin binding; amyloid-beta binding; X11-like protein binding
Source: RefSeq, a predicted model, not a curated record